This is a messenger RNA of Chanos chanos (milkfish), 4476 nucleotides long. RefSeq names its product DNA (cytosine-5-)-methyltransferase 3 beta, duplicate a (gene dnmt3ba). Bases 1 to 4476 code for a protein of 1491 amino acids. The transcript is spliced from 24 exons. The record is from RefSeq and is a predicted model, not a curated record. Gene Ontology annotation, cellular component: nucleus. Gene Ontology annotation, molecular function: DNA (cytosine-5-)-methyltransferase activity, acting on CpG substrates; DNA binding; protein binding. Gene Ontology annotation, biological process: negative regulation of transcription by RNA polymerase II. NCBI's taxonomy places the organism in Eukaryota, Metazoa, Chordata, Actinopteri, Gonorynchiformes, Chanidae.
AUGGCAACAAAUGUGACUCUGUCCCUGGACAGCCCAGAGGCGAAAAGCAACCGCUUUCAGUUGUUAGGCUGGUUGAAUAAAUCUUUACAGACCAAUUUUACUCAGGUCGAGCAGAUAUGUUCAGGUGCAUGUUUUUGCCAGUUGAUGGACUGGCUUUUCCCAGGGUCAGUCAACAUGAGCAAAGUGAAUUACCAGUCUCAGGAACAGGCAGAUAUCCUUCAAAACUACAGUCUCUUGGAAGAAAGCUUCAAAAAAACAGGCAUCACAAAAGCCAUUCCUGUCGAGGAGCUGAUGAAAAGGAAGUUCAAGGCCAGUUUUGCCUUUCUUAAGUGGUUCAAGGUGUUUUUUCAAGCCAACCAAUCAGGACAGGUGUAUGACCCAGUUGCAGCUCGUAAUGGUCAGGAGAUUCUUCCCAUGGAGCCGUACCUUUGUUUCCUGCAGACUUCAGAGCACCUGAAUAAUUCAAGUAAUUCUGGGAAAGAAGAAUCUAGCACAGAUAAGGAAGUGUCUGGGAGGAAACGCAUCACUUAUGAUGUCCAAUGGGAAGAUGUCUACAAAUGGGUUAGGCCGAGUAAUCUAGGGGACAUUUAUGCUUACUGCACUAUCUGUGACUUUAACCUCAAUGUCCUCCACUCAGGUUUGUAUGAUCUUAAACGUCACCAGCAGACUAAAAAGCACAGACAAAGGGCAGUCAAGACUCUGCAGGAACCACUGGAGAAGCAAACCAAUGGAAAAAUUGAGUCCUUCACCUGUAGUGAGAUUGUGCUGCAAUUCAUUCAAACCCACUGCCUCAUCAGUCUGUCAGUGCCAAGCAACCAAGUCUCACAUCACACUGCAAGGCAUGUCCUUGGACUACAAUACCCUCAAGACAUUGUUUCUGCUUGCAAGCAAAUGCCUUACUGUGUAUACCUGUAUGGACGGGUGACACUGGGUGAGGGACAGGAGAGCACUGCUUGUGUUGUCCUUGUCGGGUUUUUUGAUAGUAAGACUGCAAAACAUUACAUCAGACUCUUAGAUGUUUUCCCGCAGACUGCUGAAGACUCUGGUGAUACCGUGGCCAGUGGCUUGGUUGAUACCUUGAAGAAAUUCAAACUUCCUGCAAGCAACAUGGCUGCUUUCUAUGUUGAUGUAAAAGACAACAGUUUUGAGAGGAUUGCUUCACGGCUCAAAGAACUGAACCCAAAGGUGACAGCUCUUGGUGGACUGUACAUCUUAGCCAACACUGCCUGCCAUGUCGGAGUGACGGAGCACUUCAAACUGGUCCAGGACCUCAUUUUUGAUAUCUAUGGACAUUACUCCACUUGCUCCACCAAGAAUGACAACUUGAAAGCUCUGUUCGCAGGUGUAGGUGCACUUGGCACAUCCAACCCACCACUCAGCUCCCGGUGCCAGGAAUUCUGUGUAUUUCUUCAAAGGAUGUUAGGAAUGUGGGCAGAACUCACUUCAUACUUCACCUCUUGCCGUCAGACAGAUGAAAAGACCAAACUCAUCUGCUCUCAGCUGGAGAGCCCUAAACUCAGAGUCACUUUCAUGUUCCUGAGCCAUGCAUUGGAGCCUCUCCGUGCCUUCGACGAGCGGCUCGAGAGUCGGGACGGCUCUGUCCGAGCAGAUCUUGUGCAGAUUUUACGAGACGCAAGUGGGAUCCUGCGCUCAUAUGCCUGCAGUUUCCUUCACCCACAGGCUGUUGUGCGGUUUCUGAAGGAACGAGAUGCAACUUUCCUUAAGAACAAGAAGUUCUACCUCUCUGGUGCUGACCUGUGUCUGGGUGGGACAGCAGUGGAGGACUUCUUGUCAGAGCGAGAAGCGGAAUUAGCGGACACUGCGAAGGAGUUCCAGGAUGAGUGCCUAUCCUUCUACACAACACUCACUGCUAGUUUGGCAGAAGGUUUGCCUUUGAGUGAUGGUGUUUUGAGGAGUAUGUCUCAGCUGUUGAGCCCAGAAGGAAGGUUAAAAGUCACUGGAAAGGCUGUAGCUGACCUGGGUGCCCAGUUGGGUCUUACCACAACCCCAGAGGAGACUUCCAAACUCACUGAUGAGUUCUUGGAGUACCAGCUAGUAGAGGAAGGUCAGGUUGAAGGCAAUGUUGAGAAUGGGUGUGCUGUUGGGGACUCGCACAAAAUAUCCUCACCCUCUCUGGAGAAGCACUGGAGUUCUGUCCUACGGCUUAUGGGUCCAGAAUCCAUCUUCAGAAAGCUUGUCCUGAGUCUCUUGGCUUUGCCAUGCCCUCCUCUUGAAGCUGAAAAAGUCUUUUCACAGGCUGUGGAGAAUGGGGAUGCCGCCCUGCUUGAUGACAGCCUGACAGACAGUGAUGUAGAGAUCUUAAAGGAAUCGGAUUUGACCAAUGAUGACUCGUCCUCAGAACAUACUAGUGCCAAGACCUCACCAAUCAGGAAUGGCAGGAAGAAGAAAGCCCCCAGCAGUUUAUCUGGAAGUGAGGUGAUUGACGUAACAAACACUCUGAAACCGUGCACUGUACGACUGCAGAAGAUCACCAGUAAGAGAAAAACAGAUUUAAAACAAGACGAUGCUAUCUUUUACGAAGAUGAUGUCACUUGGACUAGCACUACUUUUCAGGAGGUGAAAAAUGGAGUUGCCUUGUCAGCAUCAACUGGUUUUACUCCUAGUCCCAAACAUGUGAAGAAAGGUCAGAUGUAUCAGGAUGGUAAGGGCUUCACAACAGGAGAGCUGGUCUGGGGAAAGGUGAAGGGAUUUUCCUGGUGGCCUGGACUGGUGGUGGCCUGGAAGGGGAAGGCGCCGCCUCCGUCCAUGCGACGCGUGGAAUGGUUCGGAGAAGGAAUGUUUUCCGAGAUCUAUACGGAAAGGCUUUUGCCUUUUGCGGCCUUUGCUAAGUGUUUCUGCAACAAGUCCUAUGCCAGCUUACCCACCUACAAGGAUGCCAUUUACCAGGUUCUAGAGUUGGCCGGCGAGCGUUGUGAGAAGUCCUUCCCUGACACAGUCAACAGAGAGGAGGAGCUGAAGGUCAUGCUGGACUGGGCCUUUGGUGGCUUCCAGCCCACUGGUCCUGUUGGUUUCAUACCUCCCCCAGACACCUAUGGUAAUUCGAAAAUGGACUUGUCAGACUCCUCGAUGUCAGACUACCAGCCUCCAGCAAAGAGGAAAUACGUGAUCAAGAGCAGACCCUAUAUGACUCAGAGUUACAGCAGAGAACAAAUGGUCCAAGAGGUCACGGUCAAAGGCAAAAACAUUGAAGAUUUCUGCCUUUCGUGUGGAACUCCUGACGUCGAGAUUUUUCAUCCACUCUUUGAAGGAAGUCUCUGUUUGAAAUGCAAGGAGAACUUCACUGAGACUCUGUACAGAUACGAUGAAGACGGAUACCAGUCCUACUGCACUGUGUGCUGCGCUGGCCUGGAGGUCAUUCUGUGUGGAAAUGCUAGUUGCUGCAGGUGUUACUGUAAAGACUGUCUGAAUAUUCUGGUUGGCCCAGAAACCUUUGAUCAGCUCAAGGAGGUGGAUCCAUGGAGCUGUUACAUCUGUUUGCCACCAAAGAGGUACGGAGUCCUGAAGGUGAGACCUGACUGGAGCGUACGCGUGCAGGAGUUCUUCGCCAAUAACAGUGCCUUCGAAUUCGAGCCUCACAGAGUUUAUCCAUCAAUUCCUGCCCAUCACAGAAGGCCCAUCCGAGUCCUGUCUCUUUUUGAUGGCAUUGCCACAGGUUAUCUGGUGCUGAGGGACCUUGGGUUUAAAGUGGAACGAUACAUAGCCUCAGAGAUUUGUGACGACUCCAUAGCUGUGGGCAUGGUCAAACAUGAGGGGAAGAUAGAAUACGUAAAUGACGUGCGCACUAUCACCAAGAAACACCUGGCUGAGUGGGGUCCAUUUGAUCUCCUGAUUGGUGGAAGCCCCUGUAAUGAUCUGUCUAUGGUGAAUCCUGCUAGAAAAGGACUUUUUGAGGGCACAGGUCGACUCUUCUUUGAGUACUACAGAAUGCUGACGAUGAUGAGACCGAAAGAGGAUGACGACCGUCCAUUCUUCUGGCUUUUCGAGAACGUGGUAGCGAUGAGUGCCCACGAUAAGGCUGACAUCUGUCGCUUCUUAGAAUGUAACCCUGUUCUGAUCGACGCUGUGAAAGUCAGUCCAGCUCACAGGGCCCGAUAUUUCUGGGGAAAUCUACCCGGAAUGAACAGGCCCAUGGCUACCUCUCUGAGCGAUAAAGUAGAUCUUCAAGAUUGCCUGGAAGUAGGACGCCUCGCAAAGUUUAAUAAGGUGCGCACCAUCACAACCAAGUCAAACUCCAUCAAGCAGGGGAAGAUGGGACCCUUGCCAGUCUCUAUGAAUGGAAAGGAAGACUAUUUAUGGUGCACAGAGAUGGAGAGGAUUUUUGGUUUUCCCAAGCAUUACACAGAUGUGAACAACAUGGGCAGGAGUCAGCGGCAGAAGCUUUUAGGUCGCUCCUGGAGCGUCCCUGUAAUUCGGCAUCUCUUCGCCCCGUUGAAGGAUUACUUUGCUUGUGAAUAG